GAGCUCUGUAAAUGUUUUCAAAAGAGCAGCCAAACGGUCCUUAAGGCUUUUGUUCCAUCCAUUCAAAUCCAGAUCUGUUUUCCCGAUUCUCCCCCGUCCGUCGAGGCCUUCACUGCCUGGGCAUGUAAUACGACAAUCACUCAUACCAACACUCUGCAGGUCUGCUCAGAUCCAAAUUCCCACCCCCUCGCUCGGUCCCCCAAAUCUGAUUUCAGCGUCCGAUCUGAGAUCCGAUUUCCUCCAAAAAUCUGCCUCUCGGAAGAAAUGGAGAAAUCGUGCACCCUUCUGGUCCACUUCGACAAGGGCACGCCUGCGCUGGCCAAUGAGAUCAAAGAAGCCCUAGAAGGGAACGACGUCGCGGCGAAGAGCGAAGCCCUGAAGAAGGCCAUCAUGCUCCUGCUCAACGGCGAGACCAUCCCCCAGCUCUUCAUCACCAUCAUCCGCUACGUACUCCCCUCUGAGGACCACACCGUACAGAAGCUCCUCCUCUUCUACCUCGAGAUCAUCGAGAAGACCGACUCCCGCGGCAAGGUCCUCCCGGAGAUGAUCCUCAUCUGCCAGAACCUCCGCAACAAUCUCCAGCACCCCAAUGAGUACAUCCGCGGCGUCACGCUCCGCUUCCUCUGCCGCCUCAACGAGUCCGAGAUCGUCGAGCCGCUCAUCCCUUCCAUACUCGCCAACCUCGAGCACCGCCACCCAUUCGUGCGCCGGAACGCCGUGCUCGCCGUCAUGUCCGUCUACAGGCUCCCCCAAGGCGAGCAGCUUCUGGACUCCGCCCCGGAGAUCAUCGAGAAGUUCUUGUCCACCGAGCAGGACCAAUCCAGUAAGCGAAACGCUUUCCUUAUGCUCUUUACUUGCGCCCAGGACAGGGCUGUCAAUUACCUUUUCACCCACAUCGAUCGAAUUAUCGAUUGGGGGGAGCAGCUCCAGAUGGUGGUGUUGGAGUUGAUUAAGAAGGUUUGUCGGGCCAAUAAGUCCGAGAAGGGAAAGUAUAUUAAGAUCAUCAUAUCCCUGUUGAAUGCCUCCUCCGCCGCCGUCGUUUACGAGUGCGCUGGGACGCUUGUGUCGCUUUCGUCCGCACCCACGGCGAUACGGGCGGCCGCGAGUACCUACUGCCAGCUGCUGUUGUCGCAGAGCGACAACAAUGUGAAGCUCAUUGUGCUCGAUCGGCUCAACGAGCUUAAGGGUUCGCACAGGGAGAUCAUGAUGGAGAUGGUGAUGGACGUGCUUAGAGCGCUUUCGAGUCCGAAUGUUGACAUUAGGAGGAAGACUCUUGAUAUCGUGCUGGAGUUGAUCACGCCGAGGAACGUGGAUGAGGUUGUUAUGAUGUUGAAGAAGGAGGUCGUGAAGACUCAGAACGGCGAGCACGAGAAGAAUGGGGAGUAUCGGCAGAUGUUGGUGCAGGCGAUACAUUCUUGUGCGAUUAAGUUCCCGGAGGUGGCGAGCACGGUGGUACAUCUCCUGAUGGAUUUCUUGGGCGAUACCAAUGUGGCUUCGGCUAUGGACGUGGUUGUUUUCGUGCGUGAGAUUAUUGAGACGAACCCCAAGUUACGGGUUUCCAUAAUCACAAGGCUGUUGGACACCUUUUACCAGAUUCGGGCUGCCCGGGUGUGUUCAUGCGCUCUUUGGAUUAUUGGCGAGUACUGCCUCUCGCUGUCGGAAGUUGAGAGUGGAAUUGCAACCAUUAAGCAGUGUCUUGGGGAGCUCCCAUUCUUCACGGUCACCGAGGAUGGGGAGGUGCAGGAUGCUUCCAAGAAAACACAGCAGGUCAGUUCCACGAUGGUGUCUUCUAGGAGGCCCGCCGUUCUCGCGGAUGGGACCUAUGCCACCCAAAGUGCUGCGCUAGAAACAGCCAUGUCGCCUCCGACCCUUGUCCAUGGGUCCCUCUCAUCUUUAGGGAACUUGAGAUCCCUGAUUCUUGCUGGCGACUUUUUCCUCGGGGCAGUUGUGGCUUGCACGCUGACCAAGCUUGUUUUGAGAUUGGAAGAGGUUCAGCCAUCCAAAGUUGAAGUGAACAGAGCAUCUAUACAGGCCUUACUGAUAAUGGUCUCUAUGCUCCAACUAGGGGAAUCUUCGGUCCUUUCGCAUCCGAUUGAUUACGACUCUCGGGAUAGGAUUGUUCUAUGCAUUAGGUUGCUGUGCAAUACCGGUGAUGAGAUAAGGAAGAUAUGGCUGCAGUCCUGCAGACAGAGCUUUGUGAAAAUGCUUGCAGAUAAGCAGCACCGGGAAACGGAGGAAAGUAAAGCUAAGGCCCAGAUAUCUAAUGUACAACCAGAUGAUCUUAUUGAUUUCUACCAUCUGAAGAGCAGGAAGGGUAUGAGCCAGCUUGAGUUGGAAGAUGAGGUCCAAGAUGAUCUCAAGCGUGCCACUGGUGAGUUCACAAAGGAUGGAGAUGAUGCAAAUAAGCUCAAUCGAAUUCUUCAGCUUACAGGAUUCAGUGAUCCCGUCUAUGCUGAAGCAUAUGUGACAGUUCAUCAUUAUGACAUAGUCCUAGAUGUUACUGUUAUCAACCGAACCAAGGAGACCCUCCAAAAUCUGUGCUUGGAGUUAGCAACCAUGGGUGAUCUCAAACUUGUUGAGCGACCACAAAACUACACGCUAGCUCCAGAGUCGAGCAAACAGAUCAAGGCGAAUAUUAAGGUCUCUUCAACUGAAACAGGAGUCAUAUUUGGUAACAUUGUGUACGAGACUUCAAAUGUUCUUGAGAGAAAUGUUAUUGUUCUCAAUGACAUCCAUAUUGAUAUAAUGGAUUACAUCUCCCCUGCAUCAUGUGCUGAUGUGGCAUUUAGAACAAUGUGGGCAGAGUUUGAGUGGGAAAACAAGGUUGCUGUAAAUACUAUCAUUCAAGAUGAGAAGGAGUUUCUGAACCACAUUAUCAAGUCAACGAACAUGAAAUGCCUCACUCCAUUAUCGGCUCUAGAAGGGGAGUGUGGGUUCCUCGCUGCUAACCUGUACGCAAAGAGUGUUUUUGGGGAGGAUGCUCUGGUGAAUUUGAGCAUUGAGAAACAAGCAGAUGAUAAGCUGGGUGGAUACAUAAGGAUAAGAAGUAAAACUCAAGGUAUUGCCCUAAGUCUUGGGGACAAGAUCACUUUGAAACAAAAGGGUGGUGGCACUUGACUGGACCGGAUGCCUACUUUUUUUGUCUAUUUUCCUGGAGCUCUUAGCCUUUAUUUACUUACUUCAACCUUGUUUGUGUUUGUCUGGGGGCAACAUUGUUCUUAUCUCCCUUCGAAUCACUUGUUAUUGCAUGUAUAUUAUUACCUUGAAGAUCCAAAGAUGUUGUUAUCACUUUGGAUCUUUACAUGAGUCAUUUGCUCUUUUAGAAAUAGGGAUUAGAUACCAUAUAUUGGAGUCCAUUGAUCUGAUACAAGUUGUCUGCUUGGGCCUUAUAUUUUUGAUUCUGUAGAUGACAGUUAUUCCCAUUAAUUUCUGAAUAUCAGCACUCGUGUCUCU
Corylus avellana is the source of this 3453-nucleotide messenger RNA. RefSeq names its product coatomer subunit beta-1. Lineage: Eukaryota; Viridiplantae; Streptophyta; Magnoliopsida; Fagales; Betulaceae. The record is from RefSeq and is a predicted model, not a curated record. Gene Ontology annotation, molecular function: structural molecule activity. Gene Ontology annotation, cellular component: COPI vesicle coat; cytoplasm. Gene Ontology annotation, biological process: intra-Golgi vesicle-mediated transport; endoplasmic reticulum to Golgi vesicle-mediated transport; intracellular protein transport.